UGCCGAAUGGAUUUUGUAUGGGAGAAUAAAUCUUUUUGAAUUUUUUUUUCUUUUUUUCUUCUCGUGUAUGAACAUAAAUUUAGUACAAAAGGAUUAUGGGUAAAAGACCAACAUAGUUUCAGUCGACAAAACUACGCUACCCUGAUUAAUAUCCGUGAUGAGACUUUAACACAAUGUACCCUUAAAAGUGGGCAUUUGUUCUCAAAAGAUGUUUAUUAUGUAAGAAAAAACAAUUCUAACUUCAUGAGAAAGUUUCUAACGAAUAAUACUCUGAAUUUCGUGCCGUGCUUACUCAGCUCAGGAUAAUGAGGUGAUAGUUCUACUGUGGUAAGGCGGUAUUUAUAUAUAAUUUGACUCUAUCAAUUUUCGUGGUUAAUACUGUUUGGAUCUUUUAAAUACUGGGUAUCGAUAGGAAGAGCAAAAAUUUACUUUAAACUAGCUAAAGAAAUUGGAAAUAUACCAAAUGAGUAAUCCAACCUCUGAGAUCCCUGCUUUAAAAGCAAGCGGGAAACCGCCGCGUAGCAAUCCCCCAAUGUCUUUAAUUCACGAAGUGUUAUUUGUAUUUAUUACUACUAGUGCUCAACUCAUGACUCAGGCUGGAUUGGGUCAAUCAAUUGCUCCAAGCCAUAUAAUUGGGAAAGCAUUAGGGACAACGAAUAGCGGUCAAUUGAGUUGGUUUCCGGCUUCUUACAGCUUGACUGUAGGUACAUUUAUAUUAAUUGCUGGAAAGCUCGGUGAUAUGUUUGGCCACAAGAAAAUAUUUAUUUGUGGAUACGCCUGGUAUAGUUUAUGGUCCUUAAUAUCGGGAUUUAGUGUUUACGCUAAAUCAAUUAUAAUGUACGAUGUUUGUCGAGCAUUCACUGGAAUUGCUCCUGCAUUCUUAUUACCCAAUGGUUUAGCUAUCCUUGGUAGGGUUUAUCCUCCUGGAAAAAGAAAACAAUUAGCGUUUUGCGCUUUUGGAGCUACAGCACCGAAUGGAUUUCUUUUGGGUGCAGUGUUCUCGGGAAUUUUUGCACAACUGUCGUGGUGGCCUUGGGCAUAUUGGUCUACGUGUAUUAUAUGCGUUGCUUUUUGUUUCGCGAGUUAUUUCAUUAUUCCGGACAUCAAGGAAGAAGAUGAGCAUAAGGAAACAUCCGGAAUGAAGCAUUUCGAUUUUCUCGGGUCAUUCUUUGGUAUUGCGGGUUUGGUGCUUAUCAAUUUUGCAUGGAAUCAAGGCCCUGUCGUUGGCUGGCAAGUACCCUAUGUAUAUGUAUUAUUGAUUGUUGGAGUUUUGUCUAUAAUAGUUUUUGUAUAUGUUGAACAUAAAGCAAUCCAACCCCUCUUACCACCAGAUGCAUUUUCCGGGGAAAUUGGGUUUAUUCUUAUAUGUGUAGCAGCUGGCUGGGCUUGCUUUGGGAUCUGGAUAUACUAUUUAUGGAAUUUUCUUGAAGUAUUGCGAAGUAACUCCCCAUUAUUAACAGUCGCUCAAAUAACGCCCGUCGGUAUUAGUGGCUGUCUCGCUGCUGCUACUACAGGUAAAUUAUUAUCCCGCUUCAGACCCAUAGUCUGUAUGAUCAUUUCUAUGAUUGCAUUUACUGUUGGAACUAUUUUGUUGGCAACGGCGCCUAUACAUCAAACAUAUUGGGCACAAACUUUUGUUUCCACUAUUGUAACUCCUUGGGGUAUGGAUAUGAGUUUUCCAGCUGCAACCUUAGUAAUCAGUGACUUUGUUUCUAAAGAUAAUCAAGGUAUUGCCGCGUCUCUUGUGAGUACCGUUGUAAAUUAUUCAAUUUCAAUAGGACUCGGCAUUGCCGGUACUAUUGAAACGCAUCUUAACCAUAAGGGAUCCAAUGUUUUGAGGGGAUACAGAAGUGCUUGGUAUAUGGGAAUUGGGUUUGGUGGUCUUGGUGUCGGCGUUUCUCUAAUUGCAGCUGUUUUUAUAUUCUCAAAAUCUAAAAGACAAAGUGUCGGAGUUGAAAGUUUAAAAUCAACUGAUGAAAAGAAAGUUGUUACGUCGGUCUAAAUAUAGAUCUCUUUUUGAGGACUCUUCCCUGAAAUUACUUGAUUAAUGGUUCGUCCUUAUUUAUGUUGAUCUGUUUUUCUAUAUACUUACCUUGAGUCAAGUAUUCAUCAAAAAGAUAUCUAACUUUAAUUAAAUUUUUAAUUAUAAGUGUUUUAAUGUCCUCCAUUGCGAAAAUGCGUUAUGUAUGACCUCCCGGGUCACGAACAGAAUCAUCAACACCAAUGAAGCGCUUAAUUGAAUUAAAUAUGUUUGAUGAUCAUUGACCUCUUCAAAUACUGGCUAAGUAAGCGUUGAAUACAAGCCAUCAUGUUCGGGAUAUCUCUUGUAUACAUUCCUCCUAUUCGCAACUUGGUAGUUACUCAUGUUGUUCCUUACGCUACUGAAUUAUUCGAAAGCGAACGAUGCUCACGCUCCAUCGUAUGGGAUAUGAUUUGAAAAGUACCGAGCGAUCUUUGGGAUAGCUAAUCCCACGUUUUGUUUUUACUAUACACCUGGAGACUGACGAUGCGAUUCGCUAUGGAAGACAAAGGCAACCGAAAAUAUGUAAAUUACAUCGCAAGUACCUCAUGAUCUUCGUUUAAGCCAUUCACUACAGAUUCUUAUCCUUUUCAACGAAAUCACAGUUAUGCUCUUUAAAAUUAAGCAGAUACUGACCUCCCUAGAGAUAUCCUUGCAAAGGACGGAGGAUCCAUUGUCAUUGAUUUUGAUGAAUUUACAGACCCUUCUUAAUUGGAUGCUUUCAAUAUUGAUUGGGCCUAUAAAUAUCGGGGUAAGUCCGAGCCAGCUAUCAAGCCUAAAACGAAAGAAAAAAUGAGUCAGGCACUCAAAUAUUGUUAUUUUCGUCAACCUGCUGUUGUUCCUUAAGAAGGAAACACAUGUUUCAUUGGUGGCUCUAUCCCUAUUUUUGAUGAAAUCGUUUUAAGCUUGGGCUAUAUGAAUAAUACUCAUUAUUUUGAGGAACUUUCUAGCAUUCUCAACUUAAGCACUGGUGUCAUUUUGGAGGAGCAAUAAUUUGACUGAAAAAGAACAUAUUUUUUCACAUUAUAUUAAUGCAAAAAAAAAAGUUGUCAAGUCGGUAAUUGCGCUGCGAUUUCAGCAGGUGUCUUCGUUUAAUGCGAUAUGUGAUCUUCAAGGAAAAAUUAUUGGUAUAAAGUUGUUGUACCUGAUGGUACCAUCUAAAACAACUUGGUGGAAGUACGUAAGAUAACACUGGCUUAGAUGUCAAGCAGCUUUUCAUAGGAAGCAAGGGCUAUUUAGGAAUUAUCAUUUCCAUUAAGUUUAGCUUUCCUCAAAGGUGCCGUUUUUUGAACAUGGCUUUCUUUGGCGUAUCCUGUUACGAAAAUAUACUGAAAUCCUUUUCUAUGGCUAAAUACCAUAACUCGGAAUUUCUUUCUUCUUUUAAUAAUGAACAAAACUUCAAAACGUUAAGUUGAUGCUCACAAUUCAACCUCUUGCCCUGUUAAAGAAGAACGACUUUUUAUAUUCGCGUUAAAACGCAAGAAUCCAAUAAAGGAUACCACUUUUAAAAGCUUAAUAAAUUAGGUGAAGGUUUAAUUGGAGAAAACGUAAUUUAGCAAAGGUGUGCUUGCUCAAGAUGACAAUCGAUUAAGUGAAAAUAUGACGCGUCGAGAGGGCACCGCCUAAUGUCUACAGGAAGUUAGUUCUGGUUUUCAUAAAUACGACUUUUCUUACCUUUGAGAGUUUUAUAUGAUGUAAUGCCUGCUGCGAAGGGAAAAUAUUGAUUUAAAUAUGAUUGAUGAAGCUGCUAAACAGCCAAUCGUGGACGUCGUAGAAUUUGGUCACAUAGGUGAUGGAUUUUUCACUCAAAUCGAAAAUGCUCUUGGACCUUGGGUGUUUGAAUGGGUUGCGUCCAAUUUUAUCUGAACAUGAUCUUGAUUUUAAAAAUAACCCAGCUGUUGGGUACUUUAAAUCGCAUGAAAUGAUUUCUUCGAUGAUAACUCUGAGAAAAUUAUUGAUCCUGAAGGAUUAUUGUAUGAAGUAUAACCUAACCUUUAUAUAGUACGUUUACUAGCAGACAGUAGCCUACAAGUACAUUCAACAGUUCUAUCUGCUAUCCUUCCUCUGUUAUUUAAUCAAGCAAAUUAUUGUAUAACCUAUGCUUGUCGGUGUAUAACUCAUUUCCUAAAGUAACAAAAGUAAUCAAUAAAAUGUGUACAAAUUUUCAAUAUAUUGGC
Molecule: messenger RNA, 4197 nt
Organism: Schizosaccharomyces cryophilus OY26
Lineage: Eukaryota; Fungi; Ascomycota; Schizosaccharomycetes; Schizosaccharomycetales; Schizosaccharomycetaceae
Product: membrane transporter
Exons: 1
Coding region: 464-2002 (512 amino acids)
Biological process (GO): transmembrane transport
Cellular component (GO): membrane
Molecular function (GO): transmembrane transporter activity
Source: RefSeq, a predicted model, not a curated record